AGUAGAAGAUGUUUGAAUCUCCUAGAAGUCUACGUGAAGUUUGCAUUGAUUUUAUUUGUGACAAUGUUUUGAAUUUGUGUGUGCUAUGUCCUGGUUCAUUGGAGACAUCUAUUUGCAGUCUGCAAGCAAAGUCUUCAGUAAAUGAUAGUAAUACAGAUAUUUUGGGAAAUACUGCAACAGUACCUAGGGCAUCCACUGAUGGAUCAUCAAGUUCAGCAACAAGACUUAGUUUUAAGUAUCCAGAUGUUUUUAUUCCCACUGAACUCUCAGAACAAUUAUUAUCCAACCUUUGUGAAAAAAAAACUUUAUCUGACUUGACCAUUACACUCUUUGAUUCAAAGUCUACUAGAUUAAGACAUGUGAGGUUAAAAGAUGCAUCUGCAUUAUCAGCAAAGGGCUUAAAAGUUUUAAAACAACAUAAAGUCGAAGAGUUGAUAGUAAAUGGAUUAAAAAUAACUGUUAAUGAGCUUAUAACUUGUUUAAGUGACUGGAGUUUACAAAAUCUUAGGUCAUUGAGUGUAGCAAAGGGAAGUUUUAUGGAUUGUUCAAGGUAUUGUGUGGUAGUAACACUAAGCAAAUUAAGAGCAUUGAAUACAUUAAAUGUAUCAGGAACAGAGUUUAAUAAACAUGGUCUGGAAAUAGUGGUCGAAGACCUUCCUCUUCUAGAAAAUUUAGAUAUUUCAUGUACAAAAGUUGAUGACAUAACACCGUUAAAAAAAUGUAAAAAUCGAUUGAAAACGCUGAAUAUGUAUAAUUUAAAGAUAAAUGAAAGUGCAAAUUUAAUCUCAGUAUUAUUGAAAUUAAAUAAGUUAAGAAAUUUAGACAUUUCUGAUGAAAAAGAUAUGCAUGCUGUUAAUUCUGUUUUGGGGCCUGCAAAACCAAAAAUAACAGACUUUUUAAAAGCUGUACAUUGUAUGCCAUAUUUAACUAAUCUAGACUUAUCUGGGAAAGGUGAUAUAGAUCCAAGAGACUUAAAAGAAUUUAUUAAAGCCCAUCCACAUUUAAAGUUUUUGGGUCUUGUUAGUACAGAUGCUUGCUAUGAAGAUAGUUUAACAAAUUCGGCAAACAAAGACUAUAGACCUGGACUUGUUGUUAGUGGUACAGCAACAGAAUCCCAGAUUUUGGAAGCUCUUAGAAGGUAUACAUGCAGGCCACUUUAUCUUGAGAAAUGUUUACUUAGUUUAUUCCGUUUAACACAUAACUUUCUUGAACCACGGGUUGAUGUCAUAAAGUUGGUGUUAGCUGGUAUGAAAAAAUAUCCACACGAAGUUCGUGUACAGAUGCCGUGCACUGCCUGUCUUUAUAAUCUUUCCAAAGGUGAAUUCGCUAUUAUGAUUCACCCAUCUAUACUUAAACAAGUUGUUGAAUUAACAAUGGUAGCAAUGGAAUCUUAUCCUACCAAUUAUCGACUUCAGAUGAAUACGCUGCUGACAUUAUGUAGUGAUAGAAUUCUCCAAGAUGUUGCAUUUGAUAAAUACAGGUGUGCAAAAUUAGUGAUGAAUUCCCUGUUAACUUUUAAUGAACCAUCAGUGAUUCGCAUGUCUGUUGCUAUUUCCUCAAUCUUGGCAGCAAAAAUAACUCCAGUGGAAACAUCUAUGCUUGGUGCUCAACCGCAGUACAUGUCCAAAUUACUUGCAAUAGUUAAGUCUAGAGUUGAAUCUAAAUCGGUAGAUAUAACAAUGAAAUUUACAUUAAGUGCACUGUGGAAUUUAACUGAUGAAAGUGCUACAACAUGUACAGUUUUUCUGGCAGAAGGUGGAAUGGAGUUGUUCCUUAAAAUGCUUGAAAGUUUUCAGGGAGAAUCUAGUGUUGAAACUAAAGUACUGGGAUUACUAAAUAAUAUAGCAGAGAUUAAUUAUUUGAAACCAAGGCUCAUGCAACGUGAAUUCAUUUCUAUGCUUCCUACGCUCCUGGAUUCUGCACACAUCGAUGUGUCUUAUUUCGCAGCAGGUAUUACGGCACAUCUGCUUAGCGCUGAUCAACGUUUAUGGUAUCCUGAGGGUUUGAAACAAACUAGGAUACAAUUAUUACGACAGUUGGCUCAUACUGUGACACAUUGGCGAACACCUCAAGGAGAAAUGGUCGCUUAUAGAAGUUUUCAACCUUUCUUCCCACUUUUGCGUUGCUCAGAUGCUCCUGUUCGACUUUGGGCAGUUUGGGCAAUACAGCAUGUAAUUACAAAAAAUCCAAAACAUUACUGCAGCAUGUUAAUCAGAGAAGAAGGUGUAGGAAUAUUAAAAAGCCUGAAAACCUCAAAUACACACAUACAAGAUUUGCGACGGUCAAUUCUUGAAAUGAUUGAAUUAAAUUCUUAACGACGAC
Molecule: messenger RNA, 2322 nt
Organism: Dufourea novaeangliae
Lineage: Eukaryota; Metazoa; Arthropoda; Insecta; Hymenoptera; Halictidae
Product: protein zyg-11 homolog
Exons: 9
Coding region: 9-2315 (768 amino acids)
Cellular component (GO): Cul2-RING ubiquitin ligase complex
Source: RefSeq, a predicted model, not a curated record